Molecule: messenger RNA, 2882 nt
Organism: Brassica rapa (field mustard)
Lineage: Eukaryota; Viridiplantae; Streptophyta; Magnoliopsida; Brassicales; Brassicaceae
Source: RefSeq, a predicted model, not a curated record
UUUAAAAAAUUGAUAGACACAUAUAUAUUACAAUAUUUAUAAUUUAGAAUUUAACACAAUAUAUUUAUAUAAAAAUAAAUGAAAAUAAAAAUUCGUGCGGUUGCGUGGAUCGAGAUCUAGUCUGCUCUAUUAAAAGAGAAGUGCCAUUUUAUCUACUAUUUAGAAGUCAUAUAGGACCAUAUAUUCAAUUACAUUUAUUUGAAUAUUUACAUUAUUUUAUUACAUAUAUAACAUUUCUACAAAAUCUAAGUAAUUAUAAAGAUAUCAAUAAUAAAUCAGUUUUGGCUGUAAAUUUAAAUUUAGUAAUAACAAAUCUGUUGAGAAAAAUUUAACAAAACCUUAUAAAAAAUUUAAAUAUUUUUUUAAUUAAUGCAUCUAUUAAUUUCUAAAUUGGUAGUAUAAUAUUAUUAUAAAUUAAGUUUAAUUAAAAUUUUAUUAUAAAAAGAUAAAAUAAUAUUCUAAGCUAUUUUUUAAAUUUUAAAAGUAUAUUAUAUAUUAUAUAUAAAUAGAAGUAAUAAAUGAAUUAAAUAUGAAAUUUAUAUUAAAUGGGUAAACUAAUACAUUUUAAAGUUUAAUUAAUAAAUAAAGUAUCAUUUACAGUUUAAAAGGAUUAAAAUAUCAUUCUAUCAUUUGAGAGUCGAUUCACGAAGAUUGGAUGUUAUUGGGUUCACACAAGGAGAAACUAGAGGAUUUCUACAGAUCAAGGCAAGCCAUGGGAAGAAUCGGAAGGAAUAUGGUUUUGGUUUUCUAAUGGAAAUUCGAGGAUACGAGAUCCGGUUGUGCGGUAACAAACGAAUCAAUUUCGAGGGGAUUAAUGAUUGGUUUCGAUGGAUUUCCUUGGGAUUCUUUGGUUCUCAGAUCAGAUCAGAAGAUGGGAAGAACAUGUGGGGCUCAAUCAGAGUCAACUUGCCACAAUAUACAACACAUGACUAUACGAGGAGGGCAGCAUUCUCGUACACAGGUAUGUUAAGGAAAGAGGGAGUGGCGGUAAGAGUUUUAACCUGGUGGGAUUUGGUUAGGAUUUCGUGGAUAUUGGUUAGAAUCUGUCCAGAACAAGCACAUGGCUGUUCAUAUUUAAUAGUGAUCGAUGAUUCUAAGGUUUGUAGGCUUCCUGGUAAAGGGAUGGAGUGGUUUCAUGGAAGGACUUUUAUACUCUUUGAGCUUUAUAAGGAUCUUCUUGCUGGAGAAUUAGACAAAUGCGUACCAGAUGCGUUCAGUGCUAUCGGAGCAAUGAGGUAUUAACUUAUUGGUACAAGCGGUCAUGCCAUGGGACUAGACAAAUGCAGAGGAUACGAUCAAGCUUUUUUGGUGCUUGUCUGAUCGCUAUGGAAACAUGGUUCAUCCUAACUGUAGUUGACCUGCAAGGAGUGCAUCCUAGGGAAGGAAGAAGCUUGAAUGAGGUCUCUUUAAACACAUUCAAAUUUCUCGUAGUGAGGUUUCUCUUACAGCAGCGACGAGAAUAUUAUGGAGCACUCGGGGAUGGUAAUAGAGUUGUGAAAACGAGGAAUCAUGGGAACAUUUAUUUGGUGGCAUUGGAUGAAGGCUUCUUCAAUAAGGAUGUACGGUGUUCCUGGUGGGGCUUUUUUAAAAAAUGGUGCAUAUUCGCAAUGUAUUGGUUUUUCUAUAAACAGAAAGCAGCCUUUCUUUUAGUUUAUGGUUUUUCAUUUCCAGGCAUUUUAAUAAGCUCUGUGAGCAGUUUAUGGUUCAAUGUUUUAUUCUUUACCUGGUGUUCUAGCUUGGCUCCUCUAUUGCAUGAGUCAAAGUUCCUCUUUAUGAUUAUUUUGUGGAAUAAAUUUGGUUUCCUAGGCUUGUGGUAUGGGUGGUUCAAUGUUCUUUUCUAUAUCUGGUGUUCAAGCUUGGCUCUUCAGUUGUAUGAGUCAUUAUUAAUCUUUAUGAUUAUCUUUUGGAACAAUAUUGGUUUACAUGGCUUCUGGUAUGGGGGUUUCAUUAUUUUUGAGAAGGAACAGACAGGAGAUACGUUUAAUGGGAGUGUAAAGCCUUUUGGAAAUAUAGAGGAACAAGUCUCAACUAUGGUUUCAUCAGACCACAAGAAAUUGGGAAGAUUGGCCUACAUUACGAGAUGGAACAUGAUCGGAACAUGAUCGGAAUGAUUUUUUUUAUAUAUGAAUAUUUUAAGUUGGAAUUGUAGAGGACUAUGGAGUCAUUGGACUAUAAGUUAUUUUCGGGAGAUAUGACAUCAACAUAAACCAGAUUUCCUAUUUUUAUCUGAAACGAAACAGGAUUUUGAGUUUGUACAAAGAUUCCAAUCUCAUUUUGGAUAUGAUAGUUUAGUUACUGUAGAUCCAAACGGGAGAAGUGGUGGUUUAGCUCUUUAUUACAAUAAGGAUUAUCAAGUUCAAAUCUUAUAUUCUAGCAACACAAUGAUAGAUAUCGAGGCGGUGGUCAAAAGAAAACAAGUUUUUCUUACUUUUGUUUAUGGGGACCCGGUACAAAAGUUAAGAGAACAUGUCUGGGAGAGACUAACUCGGUAUGGAUUAACACGAUCUGAACCAUGGUUUAUUAUUGGAGAUCUAAACGAGAUUACUAAAAAUCCUGAAAAGGAUGGGGGAUCCCUAAGAAGUGCCACUUCCUUCAUACCCUUUAACAAUAUGAUAAGGAAUAGUGGUCUACUAGAAUGACAUCUGAUCGUCAUUGCUCCUUUUCCUUUACCUCUCUUUGCUUGCCAUUCUAGUAGACCACUAUUAGGAAGCGGGUACGUAUUGGAAGCGUAUAUCCAUAUAUAAAUAAAAAAUAUAUAUAUAUAUAUAUAUUAAUUUAAAAAAAAUUAGGACUAAAAAUUAUAUGAUUUAAAUUUGAAAUAAUGCAUUUAUUCAUUUAUAAUAAUUUUGAAAUUAUUUUAUAUUAAAACUGUAAAAAUACAC